AUGGUGUAUGCAUCUGAGUUCGCUGAGGGAUUCCGAGACAGUGCCGGUUUUGGGUGGGAGGUGGAUGGAUGGCCAAAACACAACUGGGACAUGUUACUGCAGAAUAAACGCCAAGAACUGGAUCGGCUGAAUUCUGUUUACAGCAAACUACUUGAUGGCUCUGGAGUACAAUUUAUGGAGGGACGAGGGACUGUUGUGGAUCCCAAUACCGUUGAAGUCAAUGGCACGAGGUACACGACAAGGCACAUUCUGAUCUCUACAGGGGGACGUGCAACAAAGCUGGACAUUCCUGGGGCAGAGCAUGCCAUCAUCAGUGACGAUGCGCUUGAGUUGGACAAGUUGCCUAAAAGAAUCGUCAUCAUUGGUGCUGGGUACAUUGCUGUGGAGUUUGCAGGAAUAUUCAACAGCUUUGGCAGUGACACACACUUGGUGUAUCGGGCAGACCGCCCUCUCAGGGGAUUCGAUGAAGAGGCCCGAAAUUUCAUAACAGAGCAGUAUGAGGUUGAGGGCGUGCACCUUCAUGCGAAUUCAACACCUGUUGACAUCGUGAAAGAUUCGGAAGGAACGUUUUCAGUGCAGCUGAAAGAUUCAAAUGGUGACCUGUCAACGAUUGAGCAGGCAGAUACAGUCUUUAUGGCCACGGGACGAGCCCCGAACACGAAAAAUUUGGGACUGGCAGAAGCUGGAGUUGAAUUGAGUCGCAAGGGAGCUGUGGUUGUGGACGAAUACUCUCAGAGCACCGUUCCCAGCAUUUGGGCCAUUGGCGACGUCACUGAUAGGAUCGCCUUGACGCCUGUUGCGAUCAUGGAAGGCAUGGCUUUAGCAAAAACAUUGUUUGGUGAUGAAAAGACAAAGCCAGAUCAUCUCAACGUGGCUAGUGCUGUGUUUUCACAGCCACCAUUGGCAACUGUGGGAAUGACAGAGGACAAAGCGGCACAGGAACUGGGAGAUGUGGACAUUUACACCUCAGUCUUUCGCCCACUGAAAAACACAAUAUCAAACAACCCUGGGAAAUCCUUCAUGAAGCUCGUGGUGGAUGCGAAAACUGACAGGGUUGUCGGGGUGCACAUGGCCGGAGCAGACUGCGCUGAGAUCAUGCAGGGAAUGGCUGUUGCGGUGAAGUUGGGUGUAACGAAGCGCCAGCUUGACAGCGUUGUUGGUAUUCAUCCAACCGCAGCUGAGGAGUUCGUCACCAUGCGAAAUGUUACAAGAAAAAUUCGUGCUUGA
Messenger RNA from Ostreobium quekettii, 1227 nucleotides. NCBI's taxonomy places the organism in Eukaryota, Viridiplantae, Chlorophyta, Ulvophyceae, Bryopsidales, Ostreobiaceae. The record is from the annotation of a GenBank genome assembly.